Molecule: messenger RNA, 3615 nt
Organism: Esox lucius (northern pike)
Lineage: Eukaryota; Metazoa; Chordata; Actinopteri; Esociformes; Esocidae
Product: mucin-22-like
Exons: 3
Coding region: 1-3615 (1204 amino acids)
Source: RefSeq, a predicted model, not a curated record
AUGCUGGUUCCAUACCAACGACAAUACUAUCAGAAACAACAUCCACUGGCACAGAAAUUUCAAUCCACAUCUGCAGCCACAUCUAACACAGAAGUUUACACAAAAAACACAGAGUCUCCUGCACUGACCACAUUGGCUUCCACAGCCACCACAUUCUCACCAGAAACAACCACACAAGCUGAAACUUCAUCCACAUUUGCUGCCACAACUGGCAAACAGUUUUCCACAACAACCACAGAGACUGCCCCAACACCCACAGAGGUGUCCACAACUAACAAAGGGGUUGAAAUAUCAACCAUAUCUGGUGCCUCAACAAACACAGAGGUUUCCACAAAAAACACAGAGUCUGCCGCAUUGACCACAGUUGCUUCCACAGCCACCACAUUCUCACCAGAAACAACCACACAAGCUGAAACUUCAUCCACAUUUGCUGCCACAACUGGCAAACAGUUUGCCACAACAAACACAGAGACUGCCCCAACAACCACAGAGGUGUCCACAACAACAAAAGGGGUUGUAAUAUCAACCAUUUCUGGUGCCUCAACUAACACAGAGGUUUCCACAAUAAACACAGAGUCUGCCACAUUGAACACAGUGGCUUCCACAGCAAUCACAUUCUCACAUGAAACAACCACACCGGCUGAAACUUCAUCCACAUUUGCUGCCACAACUGGCAAACAGUUUGCCAAAACAAACACAGAGAGUGCCCCAUCAACCACAGAGUUGUCCACAGCAACCAAAAGGGUUGCAACACCAACAACUUCUGGUGCCACAACUAACACAAAGUCUGCCACAACAACAACAUCCUCACCACAAACCACUAAUGAAGUUGUAAUGACAUCCACAUAUUCUACGAAAGCAAACAGUGGUGUUGAAACCACAACUGAAACUGCCAGUACAAACACAGAGGUUACCACAAUAACUGAUGCUGGUUCCAUACCAACGACAAUACUAUCAGAAACAACAUCCACUGGCACAGAAAUUUCAUCCACAUCUGCAGCCACAUCUAACACAGAAGUUUCCACAAAAAACACAGAGUCUCCUGCAUUGACCACAUUGGCUUCCACAGCCACCACAUUCUCACCAGAAACAACCACACAAGCUGAAACUUCAUCCACAUUUGCUGCCACAACUGGCAAACAGUUUUCCACAACAACCACAGAGACUGCCCCAACACCCACAGAGGUGUCCACAACUAACAAAGGGGUUGAAAUAUCAACCAUAUCUGGUGCCUCAACAAACACAGAGGUUUCCACAAAAAACACAGAGUCUGCCGCAUUGACCACAGUUGCUUCCACAGCCACCACAUUCUCACCAGAAACAACCACACAAGCUGAAACUUCAUCCACAUUUGCUGCCACAACUGGCAAACAGUUUGCCACAACAAACACAGAGACUGCCCCAACAACCACAGAGGUGUCCACAACAACAAAAGGGGUUGUAAUAUCAACCAUUUCUGGUGCCUCAACUAACACAGAGGUUUCCACAAUAAACACAGAGUCUGCCACAUUGAACACAGUGGCUUCCACAGCAAUCACAUUCUCACAUGAAACAACCACACCGGCUGAAACUUCAUCCACAUUUGCUGCCACAACUGAGGUGUCCACAACUAACAAAGGGGUUGAAAUAUCAACCAUAUCUGGUUCCACAACUAACACAGAGGUUUCCAGAAAAAACACAGAGUCUGCCACAUUGACCAUUGUGGCUUCCACAGCAAAAACUUUCUCACCAGAAUCAACCACACAAGCUGAAACUUCAUCCACAUUUGCUGCCACAACUGGCAAACAGUUUGCCACAACAAACUCAGAGACCGUCCCAACAACCACAGAGGUGUCCACAACAACAAAAGGGGUUGUAAUAUCAACCAUUUCUGGUGCCUCAACUAACACAGAGGUUUCCACAAUAAACACAGAGUCUGCCACAUUGAACACAGUGGCAUCCACAGCAAUCACAUUCUCACAUGAAACAACCACACCGGCUGAAACUUCAUCCACAUUUGCUGCCACAACUGGCAAACAGUUUACCACAACAACCACAAAGCCUGCCUCAACAUACACAUCCUCACCAAAAACCACCAAAGAAGAUGUACUGACAUCCACCUCUUCUGAGACAGCAAACACAGGUAUUGAAACUACACAUGAAUUUGCCAGUACAAACUCAAAGGCUGCCACAACAACUACUUCUGAUCCCACAUCAACGACAGUGAAAUCCGUAAUAACAUCCACAGUGUCUGAAACAUCAUCCGCAUCUGCUGCCACAACUACCACAAAGUCUGCCACAACAACAACAUCCUCACCACAAACCACUAAUGAAGUUGUAAUGACAUCCACAUAUUCUACGAAAGCAAACAGUGGUGUUGAAACCACAACUGAAACUGCCAGUACAAACACAGAGGUUACCACAAUAACUGAUGCUGGUUCCAUACCAACGACAAUACUAUCAGAAACAACAUCCACUGGCACAGAAAUUUCAUCCACAUCUGCAGCCACAUCUAACACAGAAGUUUCCACAAAAAACACAGAGUCUCCUGCAUUGACCACAUUGGCUUCCACAGCCACCACAUUCUCACCAGAAACAACCACACAAGCUGAAACUUCAUCCACAUUUGCUGCCACAACUGGCAAACAGUUUUCCACAACAACCACAGAGACUGCCCCAACACCCACAGAGGCAUUACAACAACAGAGUUUGCCACAACAACCACAAAUGUCUGCCUCAACAUACACAUCCUCACCAAAAACCACCAAAGAAGUUGUAAUGACAUCCACCUCUUCUGAGAGAGCAAACACAGGUGUUGAAACUACACAUGAAUUUGCCAGUACAAACACAGAGGCUGCCACAAAAACUACUUCUGGUCCCACAUCAACGACAGUGGAAUCCGUAACAACAUCCACAGGGUCUGAAACAUCAUCCGCAUCUGCUGCCACAACUACCACAACAACAACAUCCUCACCACAAACCACUAAUGAAGUUGUAAUGACAUCCACAUAUUCUAUGACAGCAAACAGUGUUGUUGAAACCACAACUGAAACUGCCAGUACAAACACAGAGUUUGCCACAAUAACUAUUGCUGGUUCCACACCAACGACAAUACUAUCAGAAACAACAUCCACUGGCACAGAAAUAUCAUCCACAUCUGCAGCCACAUCUAACACAGAGGAUUCCACAAAAAACACAGAGUCUCCUGCAUUGACCACAUUGUCUUCCACAGCAAUCACAUUCUCUCCAGAAACAACCACAGAGGCUGAAACUUCAUCCACAUUUGCUGCCACAACUGGCAAACAGUUUACCACAACAACCACAGAGACUGCCCGAACAACCACAGAGGUGUCCACAACUAACAAAGGGGUUGAAAUAUCAACCAUAUCUGGUUCCACAACUAACACAGAGGUUUCCAGAAAAAACACAGAGUCUUCCACAUUGACCAUUGUGGCUUCCACAGCAAAAACUUUCUCACCAGAAUCAACCACACAAGCUGAAACUUCAUCCACAUUUGCUGCCACAACUGGCAAACAGUUUGCCACAACAAACUCAGAGACCGUCCCAACAACCACAGAGGUGUCCACAACAACAAAAGGGGUUGUAAAUAUCAACCAUUUCUGGUGCCUCAACUAA